Molecule: messenger RNA, 2327 nt
Organism: Acanthopagrus latus (yellowfin seabream)
Lineage: Eukaryota; Metazoa; Chordata; Actinopteri; Spariformes; Sparidae
Gene: fam168b
Product: family with sequence similarity 168 member B
Exons: 7
Coding region: 173-781 (202 amino acids)
Source: RefSeq, a predicted model, not a curated record
GUUUGUGGACCACGUGACCGUACACGGAAGUGACGCGGAGUGCUCAAAAGAGUUCAGCAAAGCAUCUGGGAGCAAAACACCAGCUAGCUUAAUUUCAUUUUACACCGGAGGACCACAGGAGGGGACUAACAGACGGUCAAACAGUCAACACAUCUCUGAGUAGGAGGCCAUAAUGAAUCCAGUCUACAGCCCUGCGUCAACAGGGGUCCCCUUUACCAACACUAAGGGCAUAGGCUAUCCAGCUGGAUUCCCUGUGGGCUACGCUGCUGCUGCUCCCGCAUACAACCCCAAUGUCUAUGCAGGGGCCAACCCAGCCUUCCCCAGUGGCUAUGCUCCGGGCACUCCUUUCAAAAUGUCCUGCUCUCCCAACACAGGGACCGUCCCACCGUACUCCUCCUCACCCAACCCCUAUCCUGCUGCUGUUUACCCAGUCAGGAGCACCUAUCCCCAACAGAGCCCCUACGCACAGGCAUUAAUACCUUCACAACAGCAAGGCACCUAUUACACACAGCCUCUGUAUGCGGCACCGCCUCAUGUUAUCCAUCACACAACUGUGGUCCAACCAAAUGGGAUGCCUGCCGCCAUGUACGCCCCACCCAUCCCUCCUCCCCGCCACAAUGGUGUUGCCAUGGGGAUGGUAGCCGGCACCACCAUGGCCAUGUCCGCUGGAACCUUGUUGACAACACCAUCACCAGCGCCUGUUGCUCCACACCAAGUCACGAUGCCCACAUAUCGGCCCCCUGGCACACCCAGCUACAGCUACGUGCCCCCACAAUGGUGAAGAGAGGGAAGCGUGAGUAUGAUGUGUCAGAAGAUGGUAGAUAUGCAUCCACACUCUACUCCAGUGUUUUUUGCUAGUGGUGAAGACCUGCGCCGCCAGUGUCUGCAACCAGUUACUCUUCUUCCAGCAUAAUGUGAAUCUAAAAACCCAACUACAUAGAAAGAGGCCCAUUUUGGAUAGGAGGGGGUGAAGAAUAGGCCCAUUCCCAUGACCCCUCUUAAUGGAAUAAGGCUGCAUUCCAUGUCACACCCCAGCGCCAGCACCUCGACAACCUGCUGCAUAUCUCACAUCAAACAGCAAAGCAAAUCCUCCAUGCAAACUUUUUUUUUUUUUCGUGGACCGUCAUGCAGGUUUUUAUAGCUUAAACUCUUAAGUGGUGAAAAGGGAGUUUGGAAUUGUUCUUAGUUUUGUUUUUUAAUUUGGGGGAUACAUAUGAUGUUGAAUGCAUGUGUAUAUAUAGAUAUAUGAAGUAAUGCUAGCUCAAUCUACCUGCUGUGACAGAUGCAAAAUCAACAAAAGGCACACAUCCAAAGGAACUAAAAGAGUAAUAAUCUGCAAUGCUGAAUCACCAGUGACCAUGUCUUACAUGUGAAAGAAGAAAAGACUAGAAAUGUUUGUUCAUGCAAAAACCAUACCUGCACAAACAAGUGCAGAACAAACUGUACUAUUUUCACUGCUUUGUGUUUUGGUAAGUGACGCUAGGUUUUUAUUCUUUCUCUCAGUGAUGCACUGUAUGCAUUUUGUCUUUCCUUUUUUGUAUUUUAAGAAAAAGAUGGGACUUUGCAUUUCCGCCUCUGACUGACGGCCUUUCCAGCACUUAAUCAUUCUAAGUCUUAUAUUUUUUCCUGCCCUGUCUAUAUUUUUUUCUUUUUGUUCUUUUUUUUUUUUUUUUUAUUAAGGAAAGGUGUAUCAGCUUUUUCAAAAGUGUGGAGCAGAUUUUGUUUCCUGCUUGAAACAUUUUGGUGUUUUAAACUAUUCACUUAUUUUAGCCGGAAGUAUUUUUGUUUGGGAACACGUAGAGGGAGUCGUUGGAAAUCAUUUGCACCCAUUUGAGAGUGAGUGAGUAGGAACUCUGUGUGUGUGUGUGCGUGUGUGUGUGUGCGCGCGUGUCAGUCAAAGAGGAUUAAAAUAGAAACCAUUCAAAAUGGUGCCAUAUAGUGCGACACGCCUAGAGUAUUCGACCUGUAUCUCACAGUAAUCAGUUUGUUCUUAGGUAGGUCUGAAGCACUACAUCAUGACAUCACUGCUAACUGUGGACAUAUUAGGAAAACAUGCUCUUGUUAAACUCCAUUUGUGAAUUUCACUACUGAAGCAAGGCACUAAUUCAAAACAGUUUAUGAAGAUAUCUGACCUUUUACAUUGCUGGCUGUUUUACCUCAAGGUUCCAGGCUAACACACCAAUAUCACUGUUUCAGACAUGCUUUUCUAUGUUGCCUCAGUCACCUCAGUUAAAUAAUAUGUUUUGUAAAUGUUAUUUUUGUGAUUUUGGUUCUUGUUUUGUAUUCUUAAGAAAGACCAAAAAUAAAAACAAAUAUAAGGAUGAUAA